CCGCGCUCGGCCUGCCUGGGAGUCGCCGAGGCUGCCGCGGUCUGGAGCGCGCUAGGGUUGAGGAGCUCCGAGAGGUCGCUGGCGCCUGCGUCCGCCUGGCGAGCAGGACAGGCUUCUUUGGCUUCGCGAGGCCCUAGACGGGACAUCUGUCCCCUCCAGGAUGAAGGUCUUCUUGCCGGUGCUGCUGGCUGCCCUCCUGGGUGUGGAGAGAGCCCACUCGCUGGUGUGCUUCUCCUGCACGAAUCAGAACAGCAAUUUUUACUGCCUGAAGCCAACCAUCUGCUCUGAAUCGGACAACUACUGUGUGACUAUAUCUGCUGCUGCUGGCGUUGGAAAGGUUGUGGACUUCGGCCACAGCCUGAACAAGGGCUGCUCCCCAAUCUGCCCCGGCCCAAGCGUCAAUCUCGGUGUGGCGUCCGUGGGUACCCACUGCUGCCAGAGCUUCCUGUGCAAUUUCAGCGCAGCUGACGGCGGGCUGCGGGCCAGCGCCACCCUGCUGGGCCUCGGGCUGCUGCUCAGCCUGCUGCCAGCUCUGCUACGUCUUGGCCCCUGACCUCUCUGACCCUGCACCUGCCCACUGCCCCUCAGCUCAGGAAGGAAACCCCAUCCCCUCCCAGAUCCCAAGAGGAUAUCAGAGCCUCCUCACGUGCCUGACCAACCCCCUCGGCCCCAGGUCCCUAGGGUCAGGCUCACCCUCUGCACCUACACGGGCUCCAGCCCCUGCCCCAAGUGGGACCAGCUACCCUCACUUCUGGGGUCAAUUAUGGACCUUCCUUGGGGGACGAGGGAAGGGAUGAGGGGCUCCCUGAAGACUUAGAGUCUGGAGUCAGGACUGAGUCCCGUAGACACACAGUGGGGACACCUAAGCCCAGGCCCUGGUGUUCUGGGAUUGUGUGCUUGUGAGUGUGGGUGGUGUGGUUGCUGCAUGGUGGGUGGGUUUGCUGUGCAGGUGCGAGUGUGAGGCCAGUGCUGUGUUUGGGGGAGGGAGGAGUGAGAGCAGCCUGAAGAACCCUGAGCCCCACCAGAGCCCCUUUUCCUGGCAUUGCUGCACCCGCACUGCACUCCAAGGACAGUCUCUGGAGGCCAGGGUUUCUACAGCUUCCAGCCCCAAGCCCCCAUCCCCAAGUCCAGCCAGUCCCUGUCCCUGCCCCCUCUCACCCCCACACUGGAGCCCUCCUGCUGCUUUGGUGCCUCAAAUAAACACAGAUGUUCCCACCC
Molecule: messenger RNA, 1218 nt
Organism: Carlito syrichta (Philippine tarsier)
Lineage: Eukaryota; Metazoa; Chordata; Mammalia; Primates; Tarsiidae
Gene: LY6E
Product: lymphocyte antigen 6 family member E
Exons: 4
Coding region: 161-553 (130 amino acids)
Molecular function (GO): acetylcholine receptor inhibitor activity
Source: RefSeq, a predicted model, not a curated record